CAUGAGAAAUUCAAGGGCUCAGUCACAGGAGGCCUGUGUUCAGGUCCCACUGAUGAUUUUGACUGAUGCUCCCCCUCAUCUACUGUCUCCCAGAUGCAGGGUUGCCAAUAUCCAGAUAGGGCCUGGGAAUUGCCUGGGGUCACAGUGGAUUAGCCCACAAUGGCUCCUUUGGGCGGUGGACUCUGUGUCUUUAUAUCCUGCCCUCCACAGGUUCCACCCUUUGAAUUUCCAGGAAUUUCCCAACCUGGAAUUGGCAAUCUCCUGUAUUCGGCAGGGUUUGUGGCCCCCCUCCAAAGUUCUGUUCAUCCCAGAAACACCUGUGCCUUGAUCCAAGCACAAACCACGCCCCUUUUGCAGUCCCACUCUAGGCCAGCACAAGAUUUACACUUGACUUGCCCUAUAGCAGCAAGAGACCUCUGUGCCUGUGGACGGACAUAUCUCCUGACCCACUUAGUAGCCAUCAAACGCCCCUGAAACAGCCUGACCCAAAGUAACCAGAAACAGUUAAAUUUCCCAAAGGACCAAACAGGCAUAUUUCAAAAAGCUUGAAAGAAGCCUCUCUUCAUACCCCAGUGAGAGGCAACCCUAUAGAAGAAGAUGAUGGAAGAGCAGGACCCAGGAGGACCUGGACUUGGCAAGAGAGCAAGGAAAGACCCCCAUCCCAUCCAAGCUGGGAGAGGUGUUGAAUUCUGGGAGAGAGCUGUGCCAGAGUCCUGGGAUCAGGAGCUCCUGAACUCAGAAGUGCUUUGUCGACGCUUCCGGCAGUUCUGCUACCAUGAUGCCGAUGGGCCCCGAGAGGUUUUCAGCCAGCUCCAUGGACUUUGCAAUCGCUGGCUAAAGCCAGAGAGGCACUCCAAGAAGCAGAUCCUAGACCUGGUGAUCCUGGAGCAGUUCCUGACCAUCCUGCCCCAGGAAAUGCAGCGCUGGGUCAGAGGAUGUGGGCCGGAGACCAAUUCCCAAGCUGUGGCCCUGGCUGAAGGUUUCCUCCUGAGUCAGGCUGAGGAGAAGAGGCAGGCAGAACAGAGGUGGGUUCUACCUGUGAAAAUGGAAACGAAAUGUUGUCAGAUAGAAGGAAGUCCACUGGAAGAAGGGCAGCUGGCUCAGGCCCAGGAGUGUACCCAAGAUGCCCCCUUGUGUGGCUGUGAAGAGGCAUUGCUGACCGGUUCUCUUUGUGGAGGGGUGGAAACCAUUGCUGCAGCUCCAGACGAGUCUCUGAUUUCCUUUGAGGAAAUGGCCGUGUAUUUCACAGAGGCAGAGUGGGCAUUGCUGGAUCCAGACCAAAGAGCUCUUUACGAGGAUGUCAUGCUGGAGAACUACAGGAGCAUGGCCUCUUUGGCAGCAGACAUAGAGGAGACAGUUGGGGGAUUUCAGCAGUUCUCUUUCGAAAAGACCAAGGAUGAAGACUCCAAAAGAGACUCCACUGGGGAUGGAGAUGGACCACAGAGACAGGAGGGAAGCCAUGCUGACAACAGAAAGGAUAAGCCCGUUCUGUCCCAUGUGGAAGGCUUCUGUGAAAUCUCAGUUGAAGAAGAAAUAUCAAGCAAUACAAGAAGGAACGAAGACCUCCAUACUAACCAGAGAAUCCAUUCCAGGGAAAAUGAAAGUUUGGCCUUUGGAAAGACCUUCAGUGAGAAUAUCAGUCUGAUUUCCAAGGAGCAAAUUCCCUCGGGAGAGGAACCGUAUGACUGUAUGAAGGGUGAAAGGACCUUCAGUCGAGAAUCAGCCCUUGCUUCACAUCAAAGAAUUCCCUCAGCAGGGGAUGAGCAGGGGAAUAAGGAUGAUGAGGAAAUGUAUCAGCUAUUGCCAGAGAAAGUAAAAAAAGAAGAUUUGAAAGUAAACAUCAGAAAUCAAGAUGGACCAGAGAGGCACAUGGUCAAGAAGAGGGAGAAAUGCAUUCCAGGCCAACAAUGGGAUUUCUGUGAAGUAAUCCACAUGGUGGACUAUGCAUUUAAGUGCUUGGAGUGUGGAAUGAACAUCUCAGAUCAAACCCAAUAUGAGAUCCAUUUGCAAAUGCACAGUGGAAAGAAGACCAGUCAAUUCUUAGAAUCUGGAAAGAAGUUCCUUUGCAGAGCAGUGCUCCUUAGGCAUCAAAAAAUGCAUACAGAAGAGAAACCUUAUAGCUGUUCAGACUGUGGCAAGAGCUUGUCACAGAAAUCUGACCUUGUUCAACAACAAAUGAUUCAUGCAGGAGAGAAACCAUUAAUUUGCUACGAGAGUGGAACGACUUCUGAUGGAAAAAAGGGUAAUGUACAUAUUAUAAAGCACAAUGAAUUUAAGGAACAUACAUGUUUUCUCUGUGGAAAGUACUUUAAAUACAGAUCAGAGCUCCUUGUACACCAAAGAAUUCACACAGGAGAGAAACCUUUUCAGUGCUCUGAGUGUGGAAAGAGAUUCAGUCAGAGUGGCCAUCUUCAAGAACAUCAAAGAACUCACACAGGAGAGAAACCUUUUCAAUGCUCAGUGUGUGGAAAAAGAUUCAGUCAAAGUAGCAAUCUUCAACAGCAUCAAAGAACUCACACAAAGGAGAAACCUUUUGAAUGCUCAGAGUGUGGAAAGAGAUUCAGUUUCAAUAGCAAUCUUCAAAGGCAUCAAAGAAACCACACAGGAGAGAAACCUUUUGAAUGUUCAGAGUGUGGAAAGAGAUUCAGUCAGGGAAGCGCUCUUCAACAGCACCUAAGAAUUCACACAAAUGAGCAACUUUUUGAAUGCUCAAGGUGUGGAAAGGAAUUCAGUUGCAUUGGCCAACUUCAAAGGCAUGAAAGAAUCCACACGGGGGAGAAACCUUUUGAAUGCUUAGAGUGUGGAAAGAAAUUCAAUCAGAGUGGCCAUCUUCAGGUGCAUCAAAGAACCCACACAGGGGAGAAACCUUUUGAAUGCUCCGAGUGUGGAAAGAGAUUCCGUCACACUGGGAAUCUUCAUACACAUAAAAGAAUUCAUACAGGGGAGAAACCUUUUGAAUGCUCAGAGUGUGGUAAGAGAUUCAGUGACAGUAGUCAUUUUCAAACACAUCAAAGAAUCCACACAGGGGAGAAACCUUUUGAAUGCUCAGUGUGUGAAAAGAGAUUCAGUGACAGUAGUCAUCUUCAAACACAUCAAAGAACCCACACAGGGGAGAAACCAUUUGCAUGCUCAGAGUGUGGAAAGAGAUUCAGUCGGAGUGACAGUCUUCAACAUCAUCAAAGAACCCACACAGGGGAGAAACCUUUUGCAUGUCCAGAGUGUGGAAAGAGAUUUAGUUGGAGGGACAAACUUCAACAACAUCUAAGAACCCACACAGGAGAGAAACCUUUUGAAUGUUCAGUGUGUAGAAAGAGAUUCAGUGACGGUAGCAGUCUUCAAAAGCAUCAAAGGACCCACACAGGGGAGAAACCUUUUGAAUGCUCAGAGUGUGGAAAGAGAUUCAGUCACAAUCGCAGUCUUGAAACACAUAAAAGAAUCCAUACAGGGGAGAAACCUUUUGAAUGUUCAGAGUGUGGAAAGAUAUUCCGUCACAGCUCCAAUCUUUACACACAUAAAAGAACCCAUAUGGGGGAGAAACCUUUUCAAUGCUCAGUGGAGGGAGAUUCAGUUGGAGUAGCUAUCUUCAAAAAUGUCAAAGAAGCCACACAAGUGGGAAACCUUUCAAAUGUUCAGAGUGUGAAAACAGAUAAAGUAGAAGUCUUGCACAGCUUCUCAGAACACAGGAUAAACCUUUGGAAUGGUUACACUGUAGACGAAAGUUCAGUCACAGAGAUGCAGAUGUGAACAACAUUUGAGAACCAACACCAAGGAGAAACCAUUUGAAGGUUCAAUGUUGGGUUCCUGAUCUCUCCUCAAUUGAAACACCUCAAGUUGAUCCCCAAUCUUCUCUUUGUUCUUGCACCCAUUUGAAAACUCCUGCUCAUCAUGUCCAGAGUACAUUUCAUCAUGGAGGCAGGAUGUCACAAGCACUUUUACAUACUCUCCUUCAUUCCAAGGCAGGUAUACAACCAUAGCUCUACUUCAAAGAAUGUUUCAUCAAAGCAAAACAAGAUCAUUUCUAGUUAAUGGGUAAUCUCUGAGCCAUCAAAAUAGCCCAACAUCCAAUAAAGUCAAGGACACCUGGUCCUUUGAAAAGUUACCCACCUUGGAAUAUCUGGUGUCAUUUGCGACUCUUCUCACUGAACAUUUAGUGCCAUAGAAUCAUACAGUUGGAAGAGACCACAAGGGCCAUCCCAUCCAAUCCCCUGCCAAGCAGGGACACAUAAAGCACCCUCAAGAGAUGGUCAUCCAGCCUCUGUUUGAAAACCUUCAAAAAGGAUACUCCACUACCCUCAGGCAGUGUAUUCUGUUGUUGAACAGCCCUUACCAUCUGUCAGACCAGCACCUGCAUUCCAUUGGCUCUCUGCUAGGUCAUUUCUUUGUUCUGCAGGCAUAAGUCUUCUGGGCUGAUGUGAAGCUGACAUCACUCUGCUGCUUCCUUUGUCCCAAUCGCAUUUUCCUUCCUCCUCAGAGUUCUUUGUCCCACUCCAAGUAUUGAGCAGCCACUGCAUACUUGAGCUCUUGGGCAUAAUUCUCUGCUAAAGUCUUGCUCCUGAGUCUUUCUCCUCAAACUGCUGGCUAACUAUUUCACUCUCUGGCUACCUCAUGAGAGGCUAAUGCUCCACCAACUGCUUGGUUACCUAACUACUCCAUCUAACAAAUAAAAAACCAGGGAACUGAACUCUCAGAGAAUGCCCUGAACUUGAUUUUAGUCAUGGACAAAGCUGGUGUCACUGCUGCUGCUGUAGCCAGCUCACAAGAGAAAAGUACAUUAAACAGAUCUGUGGAGCCAUUGUGUUUGCUCUUUCUCUUUUACAAAGGCGCAAAGGAAAAGGAACUACCAUCUAUAGAUGAACUUCAGAGCCAGCUCCCAACAAUUAAAGAGUUAUCCUUAUGUAGAAAUGUGGGCCUCUGUUCUGACAGUGAGGUUUUGGAGGGAUGCCUAAAUAAGGAUAUUAUGCCAUAGAGACCACCUUUCAAAGAAGCCAUUUGGUCCAGGGGCCACUGCUCAGUUGUUGAUCACUUGCUUUGCUGAGAAUAACUUGGCCUUAACUUCCCAGUCAAUCCCAGCUGACUCCCAGUAGGCAACCCAAAGCAGAUGCCAGGAACUUCACUACAAACUCUUUCAGUGGCUGAACAUGCCUCAUUUGACAGCUGCUAUUCCCCAUCAGCCAAAUACUUGAUCUGUUUCCCUGGUGAAUUAUCGGGCUUUGAUCUUCCAAGUCACCUCAGAAUUAUCCCAGAAUUGAAGAUGGUGGAGAUUGAACCUGGGACCGUCAUGCCAAGUAGAUGCUUCCUUCACUGUGCAAGGGGCAAAUGUGGGAUUGCCAUCCAGCUGCCUGAGAGUGCGCAUUUGUGAAUUGGUGCCAUUCGCUGUGUCCCAUACUUUAAAAAGUAAACUUACAAACAGGCUCUACCUGUCUCUAGAUAGUGACAUGAUCAAUGAACAAUUGACUCCCACUUAGCAGCCAGCAAGUCAGUGAUGAUUGCCAACAGGCAGCCAUGUUAGUGAUCCAGUGUUAAAUACUAACAUUUAUGAUGAACCAAAGGAACAUGUAUUGAAGCUACCUGACUGUGGCUUGACUGAGCUGUGUACUGUUUCACCUUAUAAACAUACCCCACCUCCUACAUACCAACAGUGCUGUUUGCUUAGCAGCAGAUUUGAAUCUCUGAUUCUACUUCACGUAUUAGUGGCCAAGCUUCUAUCUGGGAGAGUUGGAAUCAGAGAGUUGGAGGGAACCUCAGAGAUCAUGUAGUUGAGUGCCAAGGUAAAAAAUCACUGCUAAAAAUGGCACUGGAGCUGGAUGCUGUGGAAAAGAGCUCUGUGGAGUUUUUUUGGUUUGUUUUUGCUUAGUUUUAAUUUGUUUUUAGCCACUAACCACAAUUGGAAGCAUAUAUUACUGGAUUAUAGCAAUUAUUAGAUAAUUUAAAUAUUAGAGUGGAUCUGAGUUAAGGAUGUAGAAAGGAGUUGAGAAGUUCUAUCCACCUUGACCUCAUACAGUUGCUGGAGCUGGAGGCAUGAGAUUGGGAGAGACUCAGGGUUUCCUUCGGAGUGCUGUGAAGCUUGUCGGAGAGGCUUGGAGCUGCUGGGAAUUAAUUAGAGUUGAUGAAGAAGACUGAGAGUUGCUGGAUUGUUCUUAUUGCUAUUAGAGACUCCAGUCCAUCAGGUCGAUAAACACCAAGCUUUUUAAUUGUUUAAGGAGCCUCUAAGAUCACUGGUAAGGGGCUGGAGAAACUAGUUGAGGGAAUGCUGAAACUUACCCCUGGAGUGAUUUAGUAUUUGCAUUAAUUAACAUUAGUUGUUAGUAUUGAUUAGUAUUGGGCAUGGGUGCUCUAGACCUAGAUUUACUUAGUGGUGGGAGUGGUAUUGUUGUGAGGGCUGGAAUCUUAAUUUCAUCUUGGGGAGGCCAGUGGUUAUAGGGUGAGGGAGAUACAGCGGUGGGAGAAGGCCAUAUCAAAGAAGACAUUGGUACACAAAUGAUGGAAAAACACUGUAUAAUAUGAACAAAACAACAAAGAGUCCAUUGUGAUAAAAGUUUUCUUUCCUGAGUUUUUGUCAUUAAGAUCCUUAACAAACACUUGUAGUGGGUCAUAGUUCUUUAUUUUGUUCAAGCUGUUCAGCAGUUUUAUCCAAAACACUUCCAAACAAUUCUCAGACAUGCUGCCAGUUCUGUUCUGUUUUGAUAGCCUUCAUCAGUGUCCUGCAAGACAAAUAAGAUCAUGAAUGCUCAUAAUUACACAAAACAGCUUGAACAUACCAGACUACCCCCAUGGAUACACUCACCACUCUGGACCAUAUUAGUUUUUCAGUGAUCUUAAGAUCUGCUACCAGAGCUCCCAAUCUCUUUGAAACAAUCAAAGUUAUGCUGGUUGCUCAACCAGUGUUCAAUCCAAAUAGGUAUUGUACCACGUUUUAAAAGAAUAAAUGACGAACAGGUGUGCUCGGCUGUUAGUCCCCAAAUUUAGGAGUACAUGAGUUUAAAUGGGACUAGCAUUAAUCCAUUGAAGAUGCAAUAAAUGCCAACCCAUUAGUACCUUAAAAUAUUAGUACCAAUGUUCUCCAUUUUUCUGCAUAUUAACAAUUGUAAGAAAUUAUUGACUUGA
Molecule: messenger RNA, 7104 nt
Organism: Sphaerodactylus townsendi
Lineage: Eukaryota; Metazoa; Chordata; Lepidosauria; Squamata; Sphaerodactylidae
Product: zinc finger protein 345-like
Exons: 7
Coding region: 598-3744 (1048 amino acids)
Biological process (GO): regulation of cytokine production; negative regulation of transcription by RNA polymerase II; regulation of immune system process
Source: RefSeq, a predicted model, not a curated record